Molecule: messenger RNA, 2762 nt
Organism: Amborella trichopoda
Lineage: Eukaryota; Viridiplantae; Streptophyta; Magnoliopsida; Amborellales; Amborellaceae
Product: FHA domain-containing protein DDL
Molecular function (GO): protein binding
Source: RefSeq, a predicted model, not a curated record
GUUAGACCGACGCCCCCCUCACUGAAACCUCUCUCGCGGAAUUUCUUCAAAGAGCGAGCGGGCGGACUCCUGAUUCAUGGUUGGUCCCAAAACCCUAGGCACCGCCAUUGAACGCAAAACCCUAGGUGCUACUUUGGUGCAAUAUCUCAGCACUCACCGGAAAACAGCUGGAAAAUAUUUUGGCUUAGAAAUUCUUGCCAAAUCCACAUAUCCAUAAGCAAUUUCCGGGAACUGUGAACUUUCAGCAACACCCUGCAAGCCUGUUCUGAUCGAUCUCCGUGAGCGCAUCCAACAUUGUCAGCUCACAGUGACUCCCUCAAGGUCAGUAGCUCUCGUUGAUUUUCGGAUUGAUGUAAAGGUUUCAAUGGCGGAGGUUCCUUAUGUGAAUUGGGUUGAUGUUGAUUGGUAGCUUCAGCUAUGAACGUUCAUCAUCACUUGUGGGUUACAUUGAUGAGAGAGAGGUCUCUGUGUUAAUUGCCUGAGCCAAACAAGAUAUGAUAUGCAUGAGCCACUAAUCUUAUGCAUGUGAAUGCUUUGGCCAAACAAUAAAAGCGCAUUGCUGCUGUGAUAUACUAAUUUUAAACAAAGUAAUAUUUUGUUUGGAUAGAUUUAUUUUGCAUCCAGACGAGCCCAAAACAAGGCAGCCUUAGGUGAGUUUCUUAUCAAUGGAGUUUCCUCAACCGGUUCUAAGACUUUAAAGGGGUUUUUGAGAUUAACAGAGCUCUCUACAAGCUAUAACCAAUGAGUCCUUCUGUCAAUCCUAGAUCUCCUGCUAGGAGAAGCUCGUCUGAUUGGUCUGGUUCUCCUCCAAGAAGGCAAUCCUCACCAUAUCCUCGUCCUUCCCGUAGAAGAAGCCCACCUAGAAAAGAAAACUUUCUCUUCGGUCGGAGGACUUCCCCAAGAUUGAGAUCACCUGAUAGAGGUACUUAUCACCGAACAAGAUCACCGACAACCGAAAAAGUGCGCAGUCAAAAUAGGUCCCCCAACUACUUGAGGUCUCCUGUAAGGUCUGGUUCUCCCUAUGCAAGACCUUCUUCUCCUAGUACGAAACACUUAAGGCGAGCUCAAGAAGAAAGAGAGGUGGAUGAGUUAAGAGAUAGAGAGCCCAAGGGGAGCAAAAACGUGAUGUCAGGUUCUCCCCGUUCCCAGUCUCCUUCGCUGCGUACAAAACACUUGAGGCAGGCUCGAGCAGAGAGAGGGAUGGAUAAGUCAAGAGAUGGAGAGUACAAGAAGAGCAAAAAUGCAAGGUCUGGUUCUCCCCAUUUGCAGUCUCCUUCUCCCCGCACGAUACGAUUGAGGCAAGCUCAAGCUGAGAGGGAGGCUGAUAAAUUAACAGAUAGAGGGCAAAAGAAGAGUAACAAUUUAAGGGUGGGUUCUCCCCAUUCAAGGUCUCCUUCUCCCCGUGCAAAGCACCUGAGGCGACCUCAAGAAGAGAGGGAGGCAGAUAAGUUAAGAGAUAGAAACCAUAAGAGGAGCAGCAUUGUGAGGUCAGGUUCUCCCGAUUCUCAGUCUCCUUCUCCCCGUACAAUGCGCAUAAGGCGAGCUCAAGAAGAGAGAGAGGCAGAUAAGUUAAGAGACAGUGAAUACAAGAAGCGCAAUAAUGUAAGGUCAGGUUCUCCCUAUUCUCGCUCCCCUUCUCCACAUGCGAAACACCUAAAAAGAGCUCAUGCAGAGAGAGAACUGGACAAAUCAGACAGAGAGCACAGGAGAAGUGACAAUAAGGAUGAUGAUAGGGGGAGGCAUAGAGAAAGGGGCUCAGAUAAGGACUUAAGCGUUGAGAGAAAGUCAAUGAGGGACAUGCGAGACGACUUCUCUUCACGAUCAAAGCAUGGUCGUUCAAUUUCUCCUAGGGAUCGUGGACAUUGGAACAAACGUGGGUCAGAGUCACCUCCUAGAAUAGCCAAUGACUAUGGAAAGGAUCACCACCAAUCUGCCAAAGCUGGAGCACGUGACGAGGUAGCACACCAAAGAGGAGAACAACAGCGGGAUGGCAAUAAUGAUUCACUAGCAAAGAUGAAAGCUGCUGAGGAAGCCCUAGAAACAAAGCCAAAGCAACAGCCUUCAUUUGAGUUGUCAGGGAAGCUUGCUGCUGAAACUAACCGAGUAAGAGGUGUGACUUUGCUAUUUACUGAACCACCUGAGGCUCGCAAACCAGAUAUAAGAUGGCGAUUAUAUGUAUUCAAAGCUGGUGAAGUGCUUAAAGAACCUCUUUAUGUGCAUCGCCAAAGCUGUUAUCUCUUUGGGAGAGAAAGGAGGGUUGCAGAUAUUCCUACAGAUCAUCCUUCUUGCAGCAAGCAACAUGCUGUUUUGCAGUAUAGGCUCGUGGAAAAGGAGGAACCUGAUGGUAUGCUGUCAAAGCAACCGAGAAUAUGUAAUUCUGCACGAGAACUCUGCCUGAUGAUGCGCUGGGUUAUGACAAAUGAUCAGGCAUCCCUUCCAUGGUUUUGGUUCAUGUGUAGAGCAGCAGAGGUGUUCAAUUAUGUUCUUUUUUUUUGUCACCAUGUUGUAUUUAUGGGCUUGAGUUUCUCCAAAUUUUUGAGUGAUGGAUAUGUAGCCUGGAUAUUAGAAGUUUGUGAUAUUUAUGCCCUCUUUUCUAUCAGUCAAAAUUUAGUCUGUCGCCUAGGUUUCUUUUUGUUGAAAAUAUCGGUAGAAUUUUGUAUUAUCUUAAUAUAAUGAGAUAUCUUCCCAUGGUUCGCAUUGAAUAAAUGAAUUUAUGCUAGUGUAAGUGAUGCUAAUAAACUUGUAAAUAUAAGUUACGAAAA